Molecule: messenger RNA, 6364 nt
Organism: Oncorhynchus kisutch (coho salmon)
Lineage: Eukaryota; Metazoa; Chordata; Actinopteri; Salmoniformes; Salmonidae
Gene: hs2st1b
Product: heparan sulfate 2-O-sulfotransferase 1b
Exons: 7
Coding region: 337-1407 (356 amino acids)
Cellular component (GO): membrane
Molecular function (GO): heparan sulfate 2-sulfotransferase activity
Source: RefSeq, a predicted model, not a curated record
UCAUUCUCUCGAAAUGAGUCUGUCCUGGCAACCCUGCUUGAAAGCGCGCUGUGUGUAUAGCAGGCUGCUUUUCACCGGAGCACGGAUGAAACUACGGACGGAGCGGAGAGAAUUUGGACCGCGAAGAGAACAAGAUCCAACGUUGAACUGAUUUGAUAAGUGUCAGAUAUUAAAUUAGUGGGUAGCCAUUAGUUAGUUUUUUAAUCCCUUGAUAAGUGAACGCUAGUCUCGGACAUUCCCAUCGUUUGCCUGCAUUGAUGAACACAAGACUUGACUUCACCCUGUCUCUUAUGAAUAUUGAAUUCGCGGUAUGAAUUGUUUACAUCUGAUAGUUUGAUGGGGCUUUUAAGGAUUAUGAUGCCUCCCAAGUUACAGCUUUUGUCUAUUUUGGUUUUUGGAGUGUCGAUGCUCUUCAUUGAAAACCAAAUCCAGAAAUUGGAGGAGUCGCGGGCAAAACUGGAGCGUACCAUCGCCAGACACGAGGUGAGGGAGGUGGAGCAGCGCCACACCCAAGAUGGCGUACGGGACACGCCGCCGCUGGCUGAGGCAGAGGACGUGGUUAUCAUAUAUAACAGAGUGCCCAAGACGGCGAGCACGUCGUUCACCAACAUCGCCUACGACCUUUGUGGAAAGAACCACUUCCACGUUUUGCACAUCAACACCACCAAGAACAAUCCUGUCAUGUCCUUACAAGACCAGGUGCGCUUUGUCCGAAACGUGACGUCCUGGAGAGCGAUGAAGCCUGGGUUCUACCACGGACAUGUGGCUUUCCUCGACUUCUCCAAGUAUGGGGUGAUUGGUAAACCCGUUUACAUCAACGUGGUCCGGGACCCCAUCCAACGCCUCGUAUCAUACUACUACUUCCUGAGGUUUGGUGAUGACUACAGGCCUGGCCUUCGACGGAGAAAACAAGGUGACAAAAAGACCUUUGAUGAGUGUGUGUCAGCAGGUGGUUCUGACUGUGCCUCUGAGAAGCUUUGGCUCCAGAUCCCGUUCUUCUGCGGACACUACUCAGAGUGCUGGAAUGUAGGCAGCAGGUGGGCCCUGGAUCAGGCCAAGUAUAACCUGCUGAAUGAAUAUCUACUAGUCGGGGUGACAGAGGAGCUGGAGGACUUUAUCAUGAUACUGGAGGCAGCCCUGCCACGCUUCUUCAAGGGUGCCACAGGCCUCUACAAAACAGGUAAGAAGUCCCACCUGCGUAAGACCACAGAGAAGAAGCCACCGACCAAGGAGUCCAUCGCCAAGCUGCAACAGUCCGACGUCUGGAAGAUGGAGAACGAGUUCUACGAGUUUGCCCAGGAGCAGUUCCAAUUUGUCAGAGCCCACGCCGUCCGGGAGAAGGACGGGGAACUCUACCUGCUGGCACAGAACUUCUUCUAUGAGAAAAUCUACCCCAAAGUGAACUAGGGUGGAACUGGGUUAACAUCAGGCCAGGUGGAUGGUGAUGAGGUCUGGGUUAACAUCAGGCCAGGGGGGGAUGUUGAUGAGGUCUGGGUUAACAUCAGGCCAGGGGGGAUGGUGAUGAGGUCUGGGUUAACAUCAGGCCAGGGGGGGAUGUUGAUGAGGUCUGGGUUAACAUCAGGCCAGGGGGGAUGGUGAUGAGGUCUGGGUUAACAUCAGGCCAGGUGGAUGGUGAUGAGGUCUGGGUUAACAUCAGGCCAGGGGGGGAUGUUGAUGAGGUCUGGGUUAACAUCAGGCCAGGGGGAUGUUGAUGAGGUCUGUGUUAUCAGGCCAGGGGGGAUGUUGAUGAGGUCUGGGUUAACAUCAGGCCAGGUGGAUGUUGAUGAGGUCUGGGUUAACAUCAGGCCAGGGGGAUGUAGAUGAGGUCUGUGUUAUCAGGCCAGGGGGAUGUAGAUGAGGUCUGUGUUAUCAGGCCAGGGGGAUGUUGAUGAGGUCAUACACUCUACUCUGUGCUAGUUCAGACGGCAGAGCCUGACCACUAUUCACCCUGUUACACACGUUACAGAAUGCCAUCAUAACAAUAACUGUGUCUGACGUGUGGAUGGGGACCUACUGUGUAGCUGUACUGUGUCUGGGGGGAAAGGGGAUACUGUGCUGGUUUCAUUGGUUCCUUGUUCUUCACUGUAGUUGUUGACUUCUACAAGACUUCUAAAUUUGAACAGGUCUCAAAUCCAACAUGGUGUCCUGUACUUCUCUGCAGCUGGCCACUUCUACAGGUUAUUGAAGCCAGAUCCAACAUGGUGUCCUGUACUUCUCUGUAGCUGGCCACUUCUACAGGUUAUUUAAGCCAGAUCCAACAUGGUGUCCUGUACUUCUCUGUAGCUGACCACUUCUACAGGUUAUUGAGGCCAGAUCCAACAUGGUGUCCUGUACUUCUCUGUAGCUGGCCACUUCUACAGGUUAUUGAAGCCAGAUCCAACAUGGUGUCCUGUACUUCUCUGUAGCUGGCCAGUUCUACAGGUUAUUGAAGCCAGAUCCAACAUGGUGUCCUGUACUUCUCUGUAGCUGGCCACUUCUACAGGUUAUUUAAGCCAGAUCCAACAUGGUGUCCUGUACUUCUCUGUAGCUGACCACUUCUACAGGUUAUUGAGGCCAGAUCCAACAUGGUGUCCUGUACUUCUCUGUAGCUGGCCACUUCUACAGGUUAUUGAAGCCAGAUCCAACAUGGUGUCCUGUACUUCUCUGUAGCUGGUCACUUCUUCUACAGGUUAUUGAAGCCAGAUCCAACAUGGUGUCCUGUACUUCUCUGUAGCUGGCCACUUCUACAGGUUAUUGAAGCCAGAUCCAACAUGGUGUCCUGUACUUCUCUGUAGCUGGUCACUUCUUCUACAGGUUAUUGAAGCCAGAUCCAACAUCUGACCUGCGUGUAUCUACACGCAGGUCAGAGGUCAAUAAGCCCCCCCCUCCACUGGGGACCUGCCUUGUGGUCUUCAAGCUCCAACUCAAAAUGGCUGCCCACAACCACAUCAGACGAUGUCCAGCAAAAGAUUUUGUAUAUUUUACGUUUAGUUUUUUUAAAAUUAAAUCAAACAACAUAUGAGAAGGUCAAUUCAAAAGAAAACAGGAGUAUGUCAGAAAUUGGGACGUUUGAUCUGUUGAACAAAACGUCAGAUCAAAGUGUCAGAAGGACAGUUUGCUGGCUCGUGUCAGAAGGACAGUUUGCUGGCUCGUGUCAGAAGGACAGUUUGCUGGCUCGUGCCAGAAGGACAGUUUGCUGGCUCGUGCCAGAAGGACAGUUUGCUGGCUCGUGCCAGAAGGACAGUUUGCUGGCUCGUGCCUAAGCUGGGUGGCUGUGAAAGGGAGGUAAUGUAACAAGGAGGAAAGGGUGAUGCCGGGUGGCUUCAGCUCGGUGUGAUGCCGGGUGACUUCAGCUCGGUGUGAUGCCGGGUGGCUUCAGCUCGAUGUGAUGCCGGGUGGCUUCAGCUCGGUGUGAUGUUGCUAGCACUGUCAGUGGCUUCAGCUCGGUGUGAUGUUGCUAGCACUGUCAGUGGCUUCAGCUCGGUGUGAUGUUGCUAGCACUGUCAGUGGCUUCAGCUCGGUGUGAUGCCGCUAGCACUGUGUGUUAAGGGCUGUUCAUCUACAUUGUGUGUGUACAGUCGUGGCCAAAAGUUGAGAAUGACACACAUUAAUUUUCAUUCUGCUGCCUCAGUUUGUAUGAUGGCAAUUUGCAUAUACUCCAGAAUGUUAAGGAGAGUGAUCAGGUGAAUUGCAAUUAAUUGCAAAGUCCCUCUUUGCCAUGCAAAUGAACUGAAUCACCCAAAAACAUUUCCACUGCAUUUCAGCCCUGCCACAAAAGGACCAGCUGACAUCAUGUCAGUGAUUCUCUCGUUAACACAGGUGUGAGUGUUGAUGAGGACAAGGCUGGAGAUCACUCUGUCAUGUUGAUUGAGUUUGAAUAACGGAUUGGAAGCUUCAAAAGGAGGGUGGUGCUUGGAAUUAUUGUUCUUCCUCUGUCAACCAUGGUUACCUGCAAGGAAACGCGUGCUGUCAUCAUUGCUUUGUACAAAAACGGCCUCACAGGCAAGGAUAUUGCUGCCAGUAAGAUUGCACCUAAAUCAACCAUUUAUUGGAUCAUCAAGAACUUCAAGGAGAGCGGUUCAAUUGUUGUGAAGAAGGCUUCAGGGUGCCCAAGAAAGUCCAGCAAGCGCCAGGACCGUCUCCUAAAGUUGAUUCACCUGUGGGAUCAGGGCACCACCAGUACAGAGCUUGCUCAGGAAUGGCAGCAGGCAGGUGUGAGUGCAUCUGCACGCACAGUGAGGUGAAGACUUUUGGAGGAUGGCCUGGUGUCAAGAAGGGCAGCAAAGAAGCCACUUCUAUCCAGGAAAAACAUCAGUAACAGACUGAUAUUCUGCAAAAGGUACAGGGAUUGGACUGCUGAGGACCUGGGUCAAGUCAUUUUCUCUGAUCCCGUUUCUGAUUGUUUGGGGCAUCCGGCUAAAAGCUAGUCCGGAGAAGACAAGGUCAGCGCUAUCAUCAGUCCUCUGUCAUGCCAACAGUAAAGCAUCCUGAGACCAUUCAUGUGUGGGGUUGCUUCUCAGCCAAGGGAGUGGGCUCACUCACAAUUUUGCCUAUGAACACAGCCAUGAAUAAAGAAUGGUACCAACACAUCCUCCAAGAGCAACUUCUCCCAACCAUCCCGGAACAGUUUGGUGACAAACCAUUUCUUUUCCAGCAUGAUGGAGCACCUUGCCAUAAGGCAAAAGCGAUAACUAAGUGGCUCGGGGAAUAAAACAUCGAUAUUUUGGGUCCAUGGCCAGGAAACUCCCCAGACCUUAAUCCCAUUGAGAACUUGUGGUCAAUCCUCAAGAGACGGAUGGACAAACAACGAACCCACAAAUUCUGACAAACUCCAAGCAUUGAUUAUGCAAGAAUGGGCUGCCAUCAGUCAGGAUGUGGUCCAGAAGUUAAUUGACAGCAUGCCAGGGCGGAUUGCAGAGGUCUUGAAAAAGAAGGGUCAACACUGCAAAUAUUGACUCUUUGCAUUAACUUCAUGUAAUUGUCAAUAAAAGCCUUUGACACUUAUGAAAUGCUUGUAAUUAUACUUCAGUAUUCCAUAGUAACAUCUGACAAAAAUAUCUAAACACAACUGAAACAGCAAACUUUGUGGAAAUUAAUAUUUGUGUCAUUCUCACAACUUUUGGCCACGAUUUGUAUAUUUUAGAUCCACUGUUAGCAGUUUACAGAGUAAACACAUGAAACCACAGUACACAGUGUAUUUACACACUACAUAUCUGAUGUACUGGACCAAUUGUUUGGUAAGACUUCUGUGAACAUUGUACCUUUUUUUCGGUGUGUCUUUUAACAUCUAGUUAAUUUGUAGCCCACUAAGAAUUUUUUUUAUCCGAUUUGAUUUAUUUAAAAAAAAAUUGAUUUAUUUUUUAAAUAAAUAAAAAUCUUCGUUCUAUUACUAUCGACCUGAAGUUCCUCCCACUUCGUUCUAUUACUAUCGACCUGAAGUUCCUCCCACUUCGUUCUAUUACUAUCGACCUGAAGUUCCUCCCACUUCGUUCUAUUACUAUCGACCUGAAGUUCCUCCCACUUCGUUCUAUUACUAUCGACCUGAAGUUCCUCCCAUUUUUUUUUUUAACCAGCACAACAUUCCAAACGUGUUUCAUUCAUCAGUUUGUUGGAGUUGUCCGGAUAACGAACUUGUCUUUAGCACAAAGUUUUAGUGUGUGAAUGCAGCAGCAUUUUGUCACUGACUCAACAGUGGGUGUGUGUGUGAUCAACGUUGACCAGAAAUAAUACUUUUGUUGUUGUUAUUGUUGUUAUUAUUUUUUUACCCCAGCCAGUCCCAAAUGGCGCUCUACCCCUCUCCCUUGGCCCUACCCCUUUUUGUGUUUGCAGAUCAGAAAGGUCUGGUAUAAGGUCUGGUAUUCCACCGUGUUUGCAUACACCGUACAAAUGUACAGAUGUGGUUUGGCACCGCGGGGGAAGGUGCAAAUCGGGACCGCCGAGUCACAUGGUUUAUGCCUAAGAAUGGUAUUUAUUUUUUUGGUAACAGGGUCACGCUCGUUAGGUAGCGAGCUACGCUAAGAAGAAAAACGCAUCAGAGGCUUGAUAGUGCCUUCAUCAUCAUAUCAUUAUUUUUAUUUCCCAAAUUACACCCUAUUCCCUGUUUAGUGCACUACAGUUCACCACUGUCCUAUGGGGCCCUGGUAAAAAAAAAGAAGUGCACUACAUAGGGAAUAGGGUGCGAUUUGGGAUGCAUCUUUAUACAAGACUCCUAAGCCACUUUUUGAUAUUUUCCCCUUCACUUAUUUUUCUGAAUGUUGUGCUCGUUCAUUUGACACAAUUAUCUGUUCUGCCAGUAUACCACUUUUUUUUCAAUUUUUUUCAUAUCAAUUUCUUAUUGUAAACAACCUAAAACAUUUAAAAAUAAAUACUGAACUGUUUCACAGUC